Molecule: messenger RNA, 690 nt
Organism: Oryza brachyantha (malo sina)
Lineage: Eukaryota; Viridiplantae; Streptophyta; Magnoliopsida; Poales; Poaceae
Product: GDSL esterase/lipase EXL2-like
Exons: 5
Molecular function (GO): hydrolase activity, acting on ester bonds
Source: RefSeq, a predicted model, not a curated record
CGCCUCGCCACAGGCAGGCUCUCCAAUGGCAACACCAUGGGGGAUAUCAUAGCUUCUAGAUAUGGUGUCAAGGAGCUGAUUCCUCCUUACCUUGCUGAUGGUCUUCAACUUGAAGAUCUACUAAGUGGCGUGGCUUUUGCUUCUGGAGGAAGUGGAUACGAUCCUCUAACAUCCAAAAUAACGACGGCGAUGUCGAGUACACAACAGCUUCAACUAUUCGAGGCAUAUAAGGAGAAACUUGUAAAAACGAUCGGACAGGAGGCUGCGGCACAAGUUAUCACAGAUAGCAUAUAUUUUACCUCCAUGGGAGGAAAUGACCUCGCAAACAAUUACUUCUUAAUUCCUUUUAAACAGCAUCAAUAUGACCUUGGUUCUUAUGUGGACUUCCUUGUUUCCUCGGCAGUCAACUUCAUAUUGAAAAUGAAUCAGAUAGGUGCUAAGAAGAUUGGAUUUUUUGGAAUGCCUCCAGUUGGUUGUAGCCCUUCACAAAUAAUACUGGGUGGACAUCCCUCGAAAGAAUGUUUCAAGGAGGCAACCGAGGGGUGCUGUAGCAGCACCUUACUUGAUGCUACCAUAUUUAUUGCAUAUCACACUGCAUGUUCAAAUGUCCUUGAUUAUGUUUCGUGGGAUGGCUUCCAUCCUACUGAAAAGGCCUACAAGACGCCUACAGUAUUGUGGUUGACAAUGUGA